AUGGUGACCUAUGAUCUCCGAGGCCGGUUUAUCAUGCCAGGAAUCCAUGAUGCGCAUGUUCACCUACCAUCAGCAGGAACAUCCUAUCUCAGUAGCGUCAGUCUAGACGGGGACACGAAUAUAGAGAAUAUCACCCAGAGAAUGCAAGAAGGACAAUGUGUAUGUACUUAUCAACAUGCCUUCCAGGAUUGGAUAGUAGGGGGUGCUUUCACUAUUCCUAAUUUCGAUCGCAUAUCACUGGAUCAAGACUUUCCGGAUACUCCGAUUAUUAUACAAGGUGGUGCAGGACAUAGCGCGUUUCUAAAUACUGCAGGUCUCAUCAGAGCAGGCUAUGAUGUCGACAAUGAACCUAACGCCAAAGGUGCCAGAUUUAGUCGUCGAGCCGAUGGCAGUCUGACUGGUGAGCUGGCAGAGCUAGCCAUGAACAAAGCUAUGAUUGCAAAAGGGUCUCCGAAUGUGACUUAUGCAAAACGGGCUAUCAAAGCCGCUAUUCGUCUUUUACAUCAGGCAGGUGUUACAUCCUGUCAAGAGGCUGCGACUAAUACUGUCAUUAUGCAUGCGCUGCGUGAACUCGAUGAGGAAAAUGCGCUCCACAUGAAUAUUGCCGCCCAUUCCGUGUAUGGACCUGAAUUUCUUGCUAAUGAAGAUCAAGACUCGCUCAGAUCUUUGCUUGACGGCGUGCCAUUACCUCCGUUGUUCACAAGCGCCGGUCUAGAUGAGAGUGGAAAAGUUGAUUCUAGCAGGAUCCAUGUUGAUGAUGUCGUUGAAGCAGUGAGACGCUUUGAUGAGUGUGGUAUGACAGUAAAAAUCCGUGCAACUGGGCGUGGAAGCACUCGGCUCGCUCUAGAUGCCAUUAAGAUGGCGAGACUGGAUGGGCAGAGGCUAUUACACCAUGAAAUAGCUCACUGUAACAACAUAGAAUCAGAUGACAUUGAGCGUUUCCGAAAACUCAAUGUUACUGCCGAGCUAUCUCCUGCAUGGUUAUUCGACCAUCCAAUUGUAAAAGCAAGCAAUGGUGCCAUGAACUGGGAUUUUGUCCAGCUACUUGAAGCUCAAGUCUAUCCCAUUACCGUCGGAUCCGAUUGGGGCAGUCGUAGUGAUCCAUCACUGCUACCCAAAGUUCAUGAUGUAGUCCGCAGAGUCGGAGACUGGACAGUGAGCAGAUCCGACAAAAAGACGGGCCCUGCUACCUCUGACAAAAUCUCCUGCGGAGCGAACCUGGUUCUUGAGAUGUUGACUAAGAAUGGAGCCGCGGCUGUAGGACUGAGUGAGGUGAGCGGAAGCAUCGAGGUUGGAAAACGUGCCAAUUUCAUUAUGCUUGAUCGAGCUAUUGUCGGAGAGGUUGGGGAAGGAAAGAUGGCAGAUUUCGAGAACAUCAAAGUCUUGAAGACUUGGUUUGAGGGUGAGUUGGUUUGGGAUGCUGAAAGUGAAGUCAUCUAG
This is a messenger RNA of Talaromyces marneffei, 1440 nucleotides long. RefSeq lists its product as uncharacterized. Bases 1 to 1440 code for a protein of 479 amino acids. The transcript is spliced from 3 exons. Lineage: Eukaryota; Fungi; Ascomycota; Eurotiomycetes; Eurotiales; Trichocomaceae. Gene Ontology annotation, molecular function: hydrolase activity, acting on carbon-nitrogen (but not peptide) bonds. The record is from RefSeq and is a predicted model, not a curated record.